Messenger RNA from Podarcis raffonei (Aeolian wall lizard), 1778 nucleotides. It is a transcript of the gene VIM, whose product is annotated as vimentin. Gene Ontology annotation, molecular function: structural constituent of cytoskeleton. Gene Ontology annotation, cellular component: plasma membrane; intermediate filament; cytoplasm. The record is from RefSeq and is a predicted model, not a curated record. NCBI's taxonomy places the organism in Eukaryota, Metazoa, Chordata, Lepidosauria, Squamata, Lacertidae. The transcript has 9 exons. Bases 65 to 1456 code for a protein of 463 amino acids. Gene Ontology annotation, biological process: intermediate filament organization.
CUCCCGCUGCUCGACGGCGCUUUCUCCCCGGGAUUGCCCACCUUCCUCUUCUGGGAUUACAACCAUGAGUACCAGCAGCAGCAGCCGGAGUUCCUACCGCCGCAUGUUCGGCGGGGCCGGCGGGCGACCCAGCUCUUCAAGCAGCAGCCGCUACGUGACGUCGUCGAGCCGCUACUCGCUGGGCAGCGCCCGGCCCAGCAGCGUCCGCCUGGUGUCGUCGGCGCCCGGCGGCGGCGGGCUCUACGCCUCCAAGGCCGUGCGCCUGCGGAGCAGCCUGCCGCCCAUGCGGAUGCUGGGCGUCGAUGGCGGCGUGGACUUCUCUCUGGCCGACGCCAUCAACACGGAGUUCAAGGCCAACCGCACCAACGAGAAAGCCGAACUGCAGGAGCUCAACGACCGCUUCGCCAACUACAUCGACAAGGUGCGCUUCCUCGAGCAGCAGAACAAGAUCCUGCUGGCCGAGCUCGAGCAGCUCAAGGGCAAAGGCACGUCCCGCCUGGGCGACCUCUACGAGGAGGAGAUGCGCGAGCUGCGCCGGCAGGUGGACCAGCUCACCAAUGACAAGGCCCGCGUGGAGGUGGACCGCGACAACCUGGCCGAAGACAUCAUGCGCCUGCGGGAAAAACUUCAAGAUGAGAUGCUUCAGAGGGAAGAAGCUGAGAACAACCUGCAAUCUUUCAGACAGGAUGUUGACAAUGCCUCCUUGAGCCGUCUGGAUCUUGAACGCAAAGUUGAAUCUCUGCAAGAAGAGAUUAUCUUCUUGAAGAAGCUCCAUGAUGAGGAAAUCCGUGAGCUUCAGGCCCAGAUCCAGGAACAACAUAUCCAGAUCGAUGUGGAUGUUGCCAAACCUGAUCUCACUGCUGCCCUGCGCGAUGUGCGUCAACAGUACGAAAGUGUUGCUGCUAAGAACCUCCAGGAAGCUGAAGAGUGGUACAAAUCCAAAUUUGCAGAUCUGUCUGAAGCAGCCUCCCGGAACAAUGAUGCCCUGCGCCAGGCCAAACAAGAAGCGAAUGAGUACCGCAGGCAAAUUCAGAGUCUCACCUGUGAAGUGGAUGCACUUAAAGGAACUAACGAAUCCCUGGAACGCCAGAUGCGUGAGAUGGAGGAGAACUUUAAUCUUGAAGCUGCUAACUACCAAGACAACAUUGCCCGACUCCAGGAUGAGAUCCAAAACAUGAAGGAAGAAAUGGCUCGCCAUCUGCGCGAGUACCAAGACCUGCUGAAUGUAAAGAUGGCUCUUGAUAUUGAGAUUGCCACUUACAGGAAACUGCUGGAGGGAGAAGAGAGCAGAAUCACAAUGCCCAUUCCGACUUUCGCUUCCCUGAACCUGAGAGAAACAAACCUUGAGUCUAUCCCAAUAGACACCCACUCCAAGAGAACACUUCUUAUCAAGACUGUUGAAACUAGAGAUGGACAAGUUAUCAAUGAAACUUCUCACCAUGAUGAACUGGAGUGAAGAAAAUAGCACAUCUUCCUUGUGCCGAAAUGAACCCUUACCAGCAAAACUAAAAAAAGAGAAACAGCUUUUCAAGUGCCUUUCUGCAGUUUUUUCCAAGAGCGCAAGGUGGUUAUGCUAGAAGAUAUAGGUCUUAGAUCAUGCAAAACUGACUCUCUUGAUGGGUUAGAAGAGCUUAAAAAAAAGGGAGUCUAGUUCAGAUAGCACUAUCUUGUGCUGCAAUACUGUUGUUUUUUUUAAGUUUCUGAAUUGAAUAAAACUGCUUUUUCAGCACAGUAUGAUGAGCAACCUCUCACUGCUUCAAUAAACAUUUGGGAAAUUG